AUGCAAUGCUUCGAGCAAGGGUGCAAGAAUGAGAUUGAAUACUCGUGCCCAUGCACCUCUCCUGAAACUCUAUCCUGUGAACUGCAUGCAUUAAAGCAUAUGAAAAUCCCUAACAGAGCUCAUGCUUGCAACUCGAUUUUUAUAGAGCCAUACCAAGGGACAAAAGAAGAAAUUCUUAAGUUUCUUACAAGAGAAAGCUCAAAAAAUAGCAAACUAAAGGGAAAGGUCAUAGCAUCCUUUAGCCAGCGUGUGCUAGAAUCAGAAAGCGAUAUUGAAGAACUCUUAAAAAAUUUGGAUUCAGGCUCAGCUGAAAUGAGCAAUUAUUAUACAAAAAUUUCUCAAGUUCAAAAAUUAUCAAAAUCAGAGUAA
This is a messenger RNA of Blepharisma stoltei, 369 nucleotides long. Lineage: Eukaryota; Ciliophora; Heterotrichea; Heterotrichida; Blepharismidae. The record is from the annotation of a GenBank genome assembly.